Molecule: messenger RNA, 1376 nt
Organism: Camelina sativa (false flax)
Lineage: Eukaryota; Viridiplantae; Streptophyta; Magnoliopsida; Brassicales; Brassicaceae
Product: thioredoxin-like fold domain-containing protein MRL7L, chloroplastic
Biological process (GO): chloroplast organization; regulation of DNA-templated transcription
Cellular component (GO): chloroplast stroma
Source: RefSeq, a predicted model, not a curated record
AGAGGUUUGUGUAGGGUUCUAAGUUUUGUUUUUGUUUUUGUUUUGCUGGGGAAGAAGAAGAAGAAGCAGAACCAAAUACAGUUUUCAAAUCGACUUGCAAAAAUUCAAGCUUUUACAUUGUUUCCACCACAAAACAACUCAAGGAGGAGAAAUGAUUCUUCCAUAUUCGACACAGUUCACUUGCACUAUUCAAGAAACUGGAUUUAGCUCUUCUCUAUUAUUAUUUCCCCAUUUCAGAAGACAUCGUUUUGACGUUUUCGGUUCGGUAAAGAUUGCUUCCUCCUCCUCCUAUUCGAAGGGGAAUGUUAUGAGGUCAAGAAGAAAUGUGAAAGCUUUUGGGUUAGUUGAUAAACUUGGGAAGAAGGUAUGGAGAGAGAAAGGAGAAGAUAGUGACAGUGAAGAUGAGGGAGAUGAGGAAGUGAAAAAAGAUACCUCUGAAGGGAGUCUUGAUGAUCCAGAAGAGAGAAGAGAAUGGAGGAAGACGAUAAGAGAUGUUAUUGAUAAGCAUCCCGAUGUCGAAGAAGAUGAAGAGAUUGAUAUGGUUGAGAAGAGGAGGAAGAUGCAAAAGCUUCUUGCUGAUUACCCACUUGUUGUGAAUGAAGAGGAUCCUGAUUGGCCUGAGGAUGCUGAUGGUUGGGGGUUUAGUUUCAACCAGUUCUUUAAUAAGAUAACGAUUAAGAAUGAAAAGAAGAAGGAUGAUGAUGAUGAAGAUGAUGAUGAAGGAGAUGAUAAUGAGAAGGAGAUUGUUUGGCAAGAUGACAACUAUAUACGCCCGAUUAAAGGUCUCAAAACUGCAGAAUGGGAAGAGACGGUGUUCAAAGAUAUCAGUCCUCUCAUGGUUCUUGUUCACAACCGCUACAAAAGGCCAAAGGAAAACGAAAAAUUCAGGGAAGAAUUAGAGAAAGCUAUUCAGGUAAUAUGGAACUGUGGACUUCCUUCACCAAGGUGUGUUGCUGUUGAUGCUGUGGUUGAGACAGAUUUAGUCUCUGCAUUGCAAGUAUCUGUGUUCCCAGAGAUCAUCUUCACUAAAGCCGGAAAGAUACUAUACCGUGAGAAAGGCAUUAGAACAGCAGAUGAGCUUUCAAAAAUCAUGGCCUUCUUCUAUUAUGGAGCUGCAAAACCACCUUGUUUGAAUGGUGUGGAUAAUUCGCAAGAACAGAUUCCUUUAGUCGAUAAGAUGAUAAAUUAUGAGUCACAGAAGCAGAGACUUCGCGUCCGUAAACACUUGAUCACCAUGUUUCUCUCUCGUGUGACGUGCUCUCUUCUCCCUUUCUCUCUCGCUCUCUCUCAAUCUCUCCUUCUCAUUUCCUCUUCAUGGUUGGAUUCGUUCCGGUUUCCAAAUUUCUUCAUUUCGUGAGUUCUUUUGAUCUUCUUCU